This is a messenger RNA of Cyphellophora europaea CBS 101466, 1269 nucleotides long. RefSeq lists its product as uncharacterized. Gene Ontology annotation, molecular function: transmembrane transporter activity. Bases 1 to 1269 code for a protein of 422 amino acids. Gene Ontology annotation, biological process: transmembrane transport. The transcript has 4 exons. Lineage: Eukaryota; Fungi; Ascomycota; Eurotiomycetes; Chaetothyriales; Cyphellophoraceae. Gene Ontology annotation, cellular component: membrane. The record is from RefSeq and is a predicted model, not a curated record.
AUGUUGCCGAGCACUCAGGAGGGAGAAAGGCAGCAGCUUCUUUCAAAUGAAGUUGGUCGCGCAGAAUCUCCGAGCUCCCAGCGUCCACCGCCGACAAAUUUCGAUAAUGUACGACAUGUUUCUUUUGACCUGGUAUUCAAAUUCAGUGCCGUUGUCCUCAACUUUGGGGCGACUGGCUUGGCUCAAAGUGCCAUAGGUAUAGAAGAGUAUUACGGCCUGAAGAACGGGCCCACUGCGUUCAUUUUCCCUGCUGCACUCGCCGGCUAUCUCAUCGCAGUGUGCACUAUUCAGACUAUCCACCUCCGUUUCGGACGACGGGGUAUCGCCUUCCUUGGCCCUAUCCUGCGUAUCACUGGUGUGCUUGUGCUGCUAUGGGGCCCGCCAUUCCCAGUAGCUUUGCUGGGCUACUUUGUCUUUGGCCUCGGAACAGGCCUCACCGAUGCAGGAUUCUGUGCUUGGGGCAGUGGCGUGCCUUAUACAAAUGUUACUCAGGGGAUAAUGCAUGGCUCUUGGUCAACGGGAUGCGUCCUUGGACCAGCGGUCGUUGUACUACUCUCACAGAAAGGGCUCGCUUGGUUUGCUUUCUACCGCGUUCUGAUAACACUUUGCGUGGUUGAAUGCCUAGCUCUUGUAGUAUCAUUCCGAAAUGACGAUGCAAAGCAAUAUCGAGCAAUUCUUGACGAUGACAACGACAGGCAGACAAGCUUAUUUGACCCAUUGCGACUGAAAAGCACAUGGAUGUGCGGAUUCUACUGGUUUAUCUAUGUUGGGAUUGAAUCUUCUUACGGCGACUGGAUUGUGACCUACAUGGGCCGGGUCCGGCAUGUCGAACGAAAUAUCGCUGUAAGCGCAUCAUCCACAUUCUGGAUCGGUAUGGUCACGGGCAGAAUCAUCCUCAGUCCAAUCACCGAGCACUUCGGCUUGCAAGCUUCCGUUGCGGUCUACAUCCUCCUUUCAGCAAUUGCGCAGGCGGCCUUCAGGUUCAUCACGAAUGUGACUGUCCUCUUCGCAAUACUUGCCACGACAGGGUUCUUCUUCGGUCCCUUUUUCCCUUCUGGAAUUGUCUUGCUUGCAAAGAAGCUACCAGUUCAAGCACAUGUCGGUGCUGUGUCAGCUGCUGCAGCCAUGGGCCAAGUGGGAGGCGCCCUAGCUCCACUUAUUGUAGGCUUUAUGGCCGAUGCGUUUGGUAUUGCCAGGCUCCUCGACGUUGUAACUGUUAUGACGCUACUUCUCCUUGUCAUCUGGGCUGUGUUCUGCAGGCUGAAAUGA